Zootermopsis nevadensis is the source of this 2347-nucleotide messenger RNA. It is a transcript of the gene Nnp-1, whose product is annotated as Ribosomal RNA processing protein 1 homolog Nnp-1. Gene Ontology annotation, cellular component: nucleus; preribosome, small subunit precursor. The record is from RefSeq and is a predicted model, not a curated record. Lineage: Eukaryota; Metazoa; Arthropoda; Insecta; Blattodea; Termopsidae. Gene Ontology annotation, biological process: rRNA processing.
UGAUCUGUAUGUUGGUAUUACUUUUACCGAAUGCGUUACAAACAUGGCUGUGGAAAACGAAGAUACGUCUAAAGGUGCACGUGGAAAAGUUGUUCUUGUAGCACAGGAAAUAGCAUUUGCAAAAAUACUAGCAGGAAAUAAUAAAACACUCCGUGAUAGAGGCGUUAAAAGACUUAGUAGUUGGCUAAAGGCCCGAUCUAGUGGAACAUGCGAUUUUACUGAUGAUGACUUCAUGAGGAUUUGGAAGGGUCUGUUUUAUUGUAUGUGGAUGGCAGACAAACCCCUUGUACAGGAAGAACUGGCAGAGAAAAUUAGCCACCUUAUACAUUGUUUUAAAAAGACUGAUCUAGCAAUUAUGUUUAUCAAGUGCUUUUACCAUACUAUGGUGACAGAUUGGUAUAGCAUUGAUCAGUUUCGUUACAAUAAGUUUCUGAUGCUUGUGCGUCGCUUCCUGCGUCAGACAUUUGAAUUUUGCCAGAAAUGCAGUUGGAAUGCAGAUGUGGUUCAAAGAGUGUGCAGUAGUUUCACUGCAACCAUUUUAUCUACAUCAGUCAGUGUGAUUAUUAGCCAUCCUGCCAGUUUGAUUAUGCAUUUUUGUGAUAUUUAUCUCCAAGAGCUCUCCAAGGUUAGCCGAGGGAAACUGCCUGUUGAUAUGCUGACUGCCUUCCUGCAGCCAUUUAUGAGUUAUCUUGCAGAAGAAAAUAAUGGAAGAUUGAGAAAUAUGGUUGAAAAUGAUGUGUUCCAUUACCUGAUUAAGCAGUCUGAUGCUGGAAUAGAGCUCGAAGAGUUACGAAGAGCUUUGAAUGAUGCUGGAUGUUCAAGUGGUAGUUGGAAAAACAUAGAGAAAGUUGAUGAGGCUGACAGUGAUGUGGCUUCAGAAGAUUUAGAUAGUGAUGCGGGCAAAGAAAUGUCAGACAGUGAAAGUGUUGAGGAUGGUCCCUUAGAUCCAAGAGCUGGUCGAGUGGAUGUGGAGCUGCCCCAACUUCCGUUUGAUGCACAAGGAAUUGCAGAUACGCUGUGGGAGCAAAGUCAGAAAUGCGUCAAAAAUAAGAAUAGGCGCUCUUUACAGUCACUUGCAGAGAAGUUCAAGAGGAUGGCUGCAGGAACCUUUUCACGGGCAGUAGUGGAACGUCUGAUGAAAUCGAAACCCAAGAUUGAGAGAUUCCGAUUAAAAAACAAACACAUUAACAAAGCAGCUCUCCAGUUGACAAAUUUUGAAAAAAAUGGAGGAAGGAGAAGACAAAAGAAAAAGAGGCGUGGGCAGAAGAAAUUUGUUCAAGAAUCUUCAACAAAAGAAGAUGAUUCAGUGGCAACUAACAAUUUAAACAGACUGGUGCUACAAACAUCUGAGAAAAGUAAAAAAACAAAUACAUGUGUCAUUGAACCAACUGAAGGAAGCAGUGUUCCUGUUGUGACAAAUGAAUGUCUCUUACAAAAGACAGCAAAUAUCAGAGUAAUAGAAAAUGACAGUGAAGAUGGCCAAAAGAACAGGAAAGAAAUAGGAGAAAACAAUUCUGAUGACUCGAUAGUAAUUCAAGGUUUGAAGAGGAAAUCUGAUUUAUUGCUGACAGAAUUUGAAAAUGUGGAUGUGGGGGUACAGCAGUUCAAGGUGCAAAGAAAAGAAUCACACAAGGCCCUGAAUAUGGAGGAGGAUGUGAAAAGUGAAAUGUCUAAAAAGAAAUCUGCUGAAGGAAUGCGGAGGUACAGCUUAAGUAAUCUCACUUCUAAGUCGUUCACCCCAGCGAGCAGAAUGAGUGUAGGGGGCGACUGGAAAGUGAGUGAUGUCGCAGAGACUAGUCUAAAGUCUGGCAGUGAAGUGAAGGCAGUAACACCAUCUAGUGGCAAGAAAGUAAACAUAGCCCUCAACAGGAACAGUGAACAAGGUGUCCGUGAAUACCACAUGUCUGUCAUACGAAGUCCAGCCAUUCCAUUUGAUGCAAGCAAGAAGCCUAGUCAAGGUGUAUUGAAACCCUGUCCUGUUGGCAGUCGAAUUAACCCAUUCUAUAAGCUUAACAAAAGGAAAAACUUUGCAAUUAAUAUUUGUAAUAAAUUCUGAAGGGUUUGCCUGAUGAUGGUGUAAUACAGUCUGGAUUGAUUGUACAUUAUCCAUUGUUUGAUGUUAUAUAAUAUGCAACAUUUUGAGGACUGGAUGUGUCGUCUUCAGGUAUAAUGAACGUAACAUCAGGCAUUGGGCAAGGUACGAAAACCCAACAAACCAGAUAAUAUUUGUAAGCUUCAAGUGGUAUUGUGUUCAUUAUGAGUCAGUGUGUACACAAUUGUAAAACUUGGUAUGAAAUAUUGAAAGUAAUAUCAAUAAAAAUAAAGGAAGGGGUGGAAAUUGACUAGA